This is a messenger RNA of Tilletiaria anomala UBC 951, 1773 nucleotides long. RefSeq lists its product as uncharacterized. The coding region runs from base 463 to 1602 and encodes 379 amino acids. NCBI's taxonomy places the organism in Eukaryota, Fungi, Basidiomycota, Exobasidiomycetes, Georgefischeriales, Tilletiariaceae. The transcript has 4 exons. The record is from RefSeq and is a predicted model, not a curated record.
CUAAGGACAUCUGCAGGUUCGCAAGAUCUCAUCUUCAACUGGAGGUCCGGCAUGGUUUGAUAUAGAAAAGGACCUGACUCCGGUCUUUGGUUUCGCGUCUCCGAAGUGGUUCGAUCAUUUGUCACCCUUGCGGAACCGAUUGAUUCUUCAAUUCCAGUCAAAAUGAGCCCAAAAAAUAAGACCACUCUCUGCCAAUCUCCGCACAAAACAGAUGCCUGCUUUCUCGUCGUUCGCUCUCCGCACGAGAAAUACCAUAGCAGACGGGUUGGACCCAAUGUGGAGGGUGUACACAGUACAGGCAGGUGCAGCGUUCACUCAUUUUAUAGAUCUGAGAUCUCAGGCACUGCAGGCAGUCUACACUCUACAGGCUAGCCGUUUCUCUGCUGGCUUGAAUUGUGCCAUGCAAAACAUUGUCCUGGUGGAGGGGACGAUGAGCUGAAAUUGCACUUGUAACUUUGUUACAUGUAUGUAUGGGCCUCGUCACUCCCAGUACAUCAACGAUCCUCCAUCAGGCGAGACGUAUAUAACAGCGACAGGUAUAGCUGCAAUACAAAGCCCCUUCCUGAUAGAGUGCAAUCCCUUUUUGUUCAUCGGAAUUGCACGUCCGGUGGUCCACUGGUCACAAGCAUAUCGAACCGUCUGCCUGCUGCCCGACACGUGUUCUCCUCCACCUCGUCCGUCCCCUGCGCCCCCCUCCUCCUCUUUCACACCACUCCAAUUGACUGCCGGUCUGCGGCUCCAGACGCCAAGAUGGGUACCAUGAUCAGCGCGCCGAUAUAUCCGGCGGACAUUACAUCCGAAGCGGUGUACUCUUACCAUCCGAGCUGCGGCUACCGUUAUGAUAAUAACAACUCUUCCUUCACGAGCCCAUACAACGGAACGCUCCGAACAUGCUUUGAAGAUGUUGUUCUGGUGCCGCUCCCAACCUGGAUUCUGCUCGUGCUGCUCCUUAUCCUCUUCGUUCCAGCCUUGGUAUUUACGCACAAGAAAUCCAAGUCUUCCGGUAUCUCUGCACGUAAAACGAGCUUGCAGAGGUACGCCUUCUCGGCACAGAAGAGAGAAAGGCGGAUUACCGGUGCCAAAGGCGGUCAGGGACUUAAGGGCGAGGCAAAAUCGGACCUCGAGGAGUCCAAUGCAGCUGGACAGUUAACUAGAGGAAGUCACUUCACAGAGAAGGCUUCUGGGCUAUGGACAGCGCUGGCUGUUCUUUUCCAAAUUCUCAUCAUCGCUUCUCUGCUCAUGAAUGUUUUGGAAAUCACUCGUUUAGCACUUGCCAAUCGCGGGGUCGGUCUUCUCCCGUUCACUCUCGCUGGCAUCAUCGUCGUCUUUAUUCUUUAUCACGUACCCCUAGCACCUUGGGUCCGCCCAAUCACCAACGCUCUCGUACUCGUGUUCUGGGGUCUCUCCCUGGCUUUCACGUCCGUACAGCUCAAGACGCUUCAUGCCCUGGAGCCGAUCGAGCCGCGUCUGAACACCGAGUACCAUAACGCCGAUCAGCAAAUUGACGUUGGCGUCAUCGUUGGGCUGUAUGCGAUUUUCGUGAUUGUUGAACUGCUUCGAUUCCCCAUGUCCGUCAAAGAGGCCAAGCUGGUGCAAUCAUGAGCCGCCUGGGCUUACUCCUGCCAUCAGUGUAAGUUUGUAUUGCCCCUAUACCAAUCUAGAAAUUGUCAAAAUUAGACUUGCGCGCAGAUCUCGCCUGCCUUUGCUUCCUAUUCCCAUCAAUUACAUUCGGUUUGUGCAUUUCCCGCUGACUGAAGGGGACGAAAUCGACCC